GCCGCUCACCAAAAAAGUCUUUUCUCUUCUUCCCGUACAUCUACACGUCCUUCCUCGCUCUUUCGCUCGCUCGCUCGCUCUCUUGCAUUCAUGGAGGAGACGGUUUGGACCAGCAACUCAGCUCGUGUUUCAGUUUACCUCCGCAGAAUUUAGCAGAACUGCUGUGGUUUUCUUCGUAGUUCUAUUUUGAUUUCUAACCAGUUGCAGGCAGAUCUGUGGUUUAGAUCUCGCAGGUCCAGCCAUGGUCGACGAGGCGAGAGGAGGCUCACUCGCGCAGAGCCUUCUCGACAUCGUCAACGAGAUUUCUGCAAUCUCGGACUUCAGAGGUACUGUCAAGAAGCAGUACUGUAAUCUGGCGAGGCGAUUGAAGCUCCUCACGCCAAUGUUCGAGGAGAUUCGGGAUAGCAAAGAGCCGAUCCCUCCGGAUUGCGUGAAGGUCUUUGUUUCGCUGAAGGAAGCUUUGGAAUUGGCUAGAGAGCUUCUUAGAUUCGGAAGUCAAGGGAGCAAGAUUUACAUGGUCUUGGAGAGGGAGCAAAUUAUGAAUAAAUUUCAUGAGGUGACAGCUCAGUUGGAACAAGCUUUGAGUGGGAUUUCGUUUGAAAAACUGGACAUAACCGAUGAAGUCAAGGAACAGGUUGAACUUGUCCUUGCUCAGUUCAGAAGAGCCAAAGGGCGGGCUGAUGCACCGGAUGCCCAGCUGUAUGAUGAUCUUUUCUCUGUUUACAACAAGAGCAACGAUGCAGCGGCUGAUCCUGUUGUCUUACGGAGACUGGCAGAGAAGCUACAACUAAUGGGAAUAGAUGACCUGAUGCAAGAAUCUCUAGCUUUGCAUGAGAUGGUUAUUAGUGUUGGGGAUCCUGGGGAGAGCAUAGAGAAGAUGUCAAUGUUGCUGAAGAAAAUAAAGGAUUUUGUGCAGACAGAAAACCCUGACUUGGAUUCUCUGGCAAGGGAGACAUGCAUGCCUUCAAGUUGCACUGGGCAAGCAUCAACCGACAGAAAUCACAAGCCUCCAAUUAUACCAGAUGAUUUUCGCUGUCCAAUAUCCCUUGAAUUGAUGAAGGAUCCUGUCAUUGUUUCGACAGGGCAGACUUACGAACGAUCCUGCAUUGAGAAAUGGCUGGAAGCAGGGCAUGGCACAUGUCCGAAGACACAACAGGGCCUUUCGAGCACCACUCUCACACCCAAUUAUGUCUUGCGAAGCCUCAUAGCACAGUGGUGUGAGGCAAAUGGAAUUGAACCACCAAAGCGCCCAGGGGCUUCUCGAGCUAGUAAGGCAUCUGCCUGCUCACCUGCUGAACGUACCAAGAUAGAAGUCCUCCUCCGCAAGCUCACUUCUAGCAAUCCUGAAGAUCAGCGGUCUGCUGCUGGUGAAAUCCGCCUCCUUGCCAAACGUAAUGCUGAUAAUCGUGUUGCCAUUGCUGAAGCUGGGGCCAUUCCUCUCCUUGUAAACCUCCUUUCAAUACCUGACUCACGCACCCAGGAGCAUGCUGUCACGGCACUUCUUAACCUUUCUAUUUGCGAGGACAACAAAUCUGCAAUCAUCUGCUCUGGGGCAGUCCCUGGCAUAGUUCAUGUACUCAAGAAGGGAAGCAUGGAGGCACGGGAAAAUGCAGCUGCUACCCUUUUCAGCCUCUCUGUUGUUGAUGAAAAUAAGGUAACUAUUGGUGCUUCUGGGGCAAUUCCACCCCUUGUGACACUGCUCAGUGAAGGCACACAACGGGGGAAGAAAGAUGCUGCAACUGCACUGUUUAACUUGUGCAUUUAUCAAGGUAACAAGGGGAAGGCAGUGAGGGCUGGAGUAGUUUCCACACUGAUGCGGCUGCUCACUGAGGCCGGAGGAGGGAUGGUGGACGAGGCACUGGCAAUACUGGCAAUACUGGCUAGCCAUCCUGAAGGGAAGGCAGCCAUUGGGGCUGCAGAGGCGGUGCCAGUUUUGGUCGAUGUCAUAGGGAGUGGAUCCCCCAGGAACAAAGAGAAUGCAGCUGCAGUCUUGGUGCACCUUUGUUCUGGAGACCAGCAACAUCUCGCAGAGGCUCAGGAGCUUGGGGUCAUUGGUGCGCUGGUGGAUUUGGCCCAAAAUGGCACGGACAGGGGUAAGCGAAAGGCUGCACAGUUGCUUGACCGCAUCAGCAGAUUUACUGAGCAGCGGAAACAGGCCCAGGCCCAGGCACAAACUGAGGCCCAGCAGUCGCGGUCAACCUCCCCGACCAAUGCUGUUGAUAGGCAAAAGGAGAGAGUAGUUGCAAACACUGGCAAGUCAGGUCAGUCCCUGACGGAACGAACGGGAAGAGACUGGGAGAGUUCAUAGUAAUACUAAUUAGCCGCCUAAAAUGAAAAUGGGGGGCUAGUAUUUUUAGGUGCAAUGUGCCAGAAGCUGCCAUACUGAAUGCCCUACAAACUCGAGUGGGCCUUACUCUUGACAAGUGGCCGGAGGGGUAUAUUGGAAAUUUAGAAUUGCAUGAAGAGAAUACAUACCAUCAGCUUUGUCAGCGUUGAGCUUUACCAGCUUUUUUAGAUUGGGCUAGAAGCUGCCAUACUGAAUGGGCCCCUACAAACUCAAGUGGGCUGAGGGGUAUAUUGGAAAUUUAGAAUUGCAUGAAGAGAAUACCAUCAGCUUUGUCAGCGUUGAGCUUUACCAGCUUUUUUAGAUUGGGCCAGAAUCAUAUGGGCUUUGGUUUAGCAUUACAAUCACGUUGGCUUUAAAAUUUCCACCCAUCGUCAAUAUUUUCUCCAUACAAGAAAAGCUCAACUACACUUCAAAAUGGAGAAAAUAGUCAUAUUUGAAAUGGGACUGUAAGGCAUUGUUUGUGUUGUUCACUUUCGGUAGGAACUGCAUAACUGUAGGACCCCUCUUUGUAUUCGAAUAUUAAACCUCAAAUAUAAAAGCCGUCACUUUAACCAAAG
Malania oleifera is the source of this 2904-nucleotide messenger RNA. Its product is annotated as U-box domain-containing protein 13-like. Gene Ontology annotation, cellular component: cytoplasm; nucleus. Gene Ontology annotation, molecular function: protein binding; ubiquitin-protein transferase activity. Gene Ontology annotation, biological process: cell surface receptor signaling pathway; protein ubiquitination. The transcript has 5 exons. The coding region runs from base 242 to 2308 and encodes 688 amino acids. The record is from RefSeq and is a predicted model, not a curated record. NCBI's taxonomy places the organism in Eukaryota, Viridiplantae, Streptophyta, Magnoliopsida, Santalales, Ximeniaceae.